This is a messenger RNA of Dichomitus squalens LYAD-421 SS1, 433 nucleotides long. RefSeq lists its product as uncharacterized. The record is from RefSeq and is a predicted model, not a curated record. Bases 1 to 405 code for a protein of 134 amino acids. The transcript has 3 exons. NCBI's taxonomy places the organism in Eukaryota, Fungi, Basidiomycota, Agaricomycetes, Polyporales, Polyporaceae.
AUGGAGCAGGCCGCGAACGCGGCGGCUUGGUCUCCUGGCCAUCAUUUUGACCACAAUCCGCGCCUUGGGGGCCGGUCUGCUGCCGUCCAGCCGGGCCCCACGUCCCACAUGCGCCCGUUUUCGUCCAUCUCGCGUCCGACGUCCGCUACGUCUUCCGCACCAUCUCCUCUCUCAGCCUCUUCGUCGACUCCCCCGUAUAUCGACCUGCCCCUCUCUGUGGGCACACCGCCGCCAUUUCCGCCUCGUCCAGCCAGUACUGGUGGUGAACAAUCCCAAGACCACAGCCCCGCUCACACAACCCACGGAAAGCGACAAAGCGGAAAGCUGCCCGCAGCCACCCGUACAGCCGUCAAUGGAACGAAGAAAGAGGGGAGCUUCGUCAUGAACAUGGGUCAAUGCUACUAGGUCCGGGGACGCAAGAAGUGCCACCUGU